This is a messenger RNA of Venustampulla echinocandica, 618 nucleotides long. RefSeq lists its product as uncharacterized. The record is from RefSeq and is a predicted model, not a curated record. The transcript has 2 exons. NCBI's taxonomy places the organism in Eukaryota, Fungi, Ascomycota, Leotiomycetes, Helotiales, Pleuroascaceae. The coding region runs from base 1 to 618 and encodes 205 amino acids.
AUGCGGCCUGGAAGCUGCCCGGGUGGCCUUCGCGGCUGGGCCUUGGCCUGGUCGUCGCUUGAGGAGGGACCAGCAACUGGGCCACUGGGCAACGGGGCAUACUGGCAGCAGUGGCAGCCAGCAACACCAUCGCCGGAUGGGCCGUGGGGCCUCGGUGUUGCGGCGCUGGUGCUGGUGCUUGUCCUGGAGGUGGUGGCGACUGCGAAGUCCAAGUCUUCCCGCUCCCACCUAUCCAGGGAGGGAGGGAGGGAGGAGGGUGAUGGGAUGAAGGGGCUGAAUGAAGGCGACGAUAGGAUGGACGAUGACGAGAGGAGCAGCCCAGGCCACCAUAUCCCAUGGCCACCACGCCAACCCGCUGCAAACGGCGAUCGCCUGGACUCGCGCGAGACCAAGACGACUCGUACUCCGGGCUCGAGUCCCCUGGCGCACGAGGGUGAGGGUGAGGGUGAGGGUGGCCGCCGAAGAAGCCAAAAGCAACGAGACCCGGCAGCCUGGGCGAUGGGUUUCGACCAUGAUAUGAUGCUCCGGCCUCCACGGCACCGAUUUGCCCUGCAAGCGACCUGCGUUUCGCACGCCGGCGAGGCUGCCGACACAGACGCGGACGCAUCUGAGGGAUGA